AUGGAAGCGUUUGCUAGUAUGAUUAAUAAGGCGGUGUCCUUGAAAAUUUUGAAGGGUGUAAAACUUCCAAAUGGAGGAUUCGAUAUUUCACAUCUUCUGUACGCAGAUGAUGCCUUGAUGAUGGGGAGUUGGUCGUUGGAAAAUGUUAGAACGGUCACAAGACUCUUAAGAGUUUUUAACGUUUGUUCUGGGUUGAAGAUUAAUUUAUUGAAGUCUAAUCUUUUUGGGUUGGGAGUGUCAAACGCGGAGGUGGAAGGCAUGUCGGAAGUUUUGGGUUGUAAGACGGGUACGGUUCCUUUCGUGUAUUUGGGUAUCAAGGUGGGGGCAAAUAUGAAUAAAGUGAGUAACUGGGAUUCGGUCAUUGAGGUGGUGAAGAAUCGGUUGUCUAAAUGGAAAGCAUCGGCGCUGUCUAUUGGAGGAAGGUACACGUUAAUCAAAUCUGUUUUAGAAAGCCUUCCUACGUACUGUUUUUCGUUGUUUAAAGCUCCGGCUAAAGUUUUGAGAGAUAUAGAAGGAAUGAUAAAGCGAUUUUUAUGGGGUUAUGUUGAUGGAGUUGAUGCGUGUGUAGUGUAA
Messenger RNA from Helianthus annuus (common sunflower), 573 nucleotides. RefSeq lists its product as uncharacterized. Lineage: Eukaryota; Viridiplantae; Streptophyta; Magnoliopsida; Asterales; Asteraceae. The transcript has a single exon. The record is from RefSeq and is a predicted model, not a curated record. Bases 1 to 573 code for a protein of 190 amino acids.